UGUGCGACCUUUACUCACUAUUGCUGUUCCUUCGCACAUGUUCGAUGUGGUGAAAAUUAAAUGCUCGAUUCAAACCAAAUUGCAGAGGAGAACAUAUGGGACUAGUCAGUUCCCGGAGAUGUUUUUAUAUUUUUAAAAAAGUUAAAUGGCAAACCUCAGCCCGUUGGUCUACUGGUCGCAGACCAAACAAACGAUACUACUAAAAGUCGACCUCAAGGAUGCCAAGGGAGCUAUCGCGGACUUUUCACCGGUUUCGGUGAACUUCAGUGCCAAUGGACACGGAGCUCGAGGAGUGAAUGCCUACAAAUUUGAGCUGCACUUUUACGCCCUAAUAGACGAUGAGACGGCCACCUUUGCGGUUAGCGAUAAUAAAAUCGAGCUGCAAAUCCGGAAACUGGAGCCGGAAUGGUGGCCCCGAUUGGUGGCCACUCCCCAGAAGCCCCACUGGCUGAAAAUCGACUUUGACCGCUGGCGAACCGAAGACGAUGCUGAGCUGGAGGAGAAACCCAGAGAUGUUCGACAGGAUUACCAGAAGGAGUACGCCGAGCUGCAGAAACGCGAGUUGGGUUAUAUUAAAGAGAAAACCAAAAAGGUUUACAUGAUAUUCUACAACCUGGCCAUGUUCGUGGGCUACCUGUACAUAAUGGUCGUAAUGGGAGUACUAUACUACCGCGAUGGCUACGAUAGCAUCAGCAAAACAUACGCCAAUGUGGGCAACGCCUUCAAGUUCAUUCAGCUCCUGCAAUAUCUGGAAGUGAUGCACCCCAUCUUUGGCUACACAAAAGGUGGUCCGGUGGUGCCCUUCUUCCAGGUGUCUGGAAGAAACUUCAUCCUGUUCCUUAUGAUCGAAAUGGAGCCACGCAUGCACGGAAAGCCCGUGGUUUUCUAUGUAUUCAUAAUCUGGUCUUUGGUCGAAUUGGUGCGAUAUCCGUUCUACUUGGCCCAACUGCUUAAUCGCGAGGUGGGCCUGCUCACCUGGCUGAGAUACACCAUCUGGAUACCGCUCUACCCCAUGGGCAUCCUGUGCGAGGGCAUCAUCGUGCUGCGCAGCAUUCCCUACGUCGAAGAAACGAAACGUUUUACCGUGGAAAUGCCCAACCCUUGGAACAUAACCUUCGACAUGGUUCUCUUCCUGAAACUAUACCUCCUGCUGCUCAUAAUGCCGGGCAGCUACCUAGUCAUGUCCCACAUGGCGAAGCUGAGAUCCAAAAAGCUGGGAAAGGGACGCGCCAAGCGGAGGCAGCACCUCCACGCCGACUAGUCGAUUGACACACUGCCAGGAGCAAGGUUCGUUCGACUCAUGGCAGCAAGUUUUCCUAUUUUCGUUUAGCGUAAACAAAAAGUCCAAAAAAUAUCUACAUCCACCAUACUAUACAACUUUGACGUUCAUUAAAAUUUCUAUCAUAAUGCAAA
Drosophila ficusphila is the source of this 1413-nucleotide messenger RNA. RefSeq names its product very-long-chain (3R)-3-hydroxyacyl-CoA dehydratase 3 (gene Hacd2). The transcript has 4 exons. Gene Ontology annotation, molecular function: 3-hydroxyacyl-CoA dehydratase activity. The record is from RefSeq and is a predicted model, not a curated record. Gene Ontology annotation, biological process: sphingolipid biosynthetic process; very long-chain fatty acid biosynthetic process; fatty acid elongation. Bases 146 to 1261 code for a protein of 371 amino acids. NCBI's taxonomy places the organism in Eukaryota, Metazoa, Arthropoda, Insecta, Diptera, Drosophilidae. Gene Ontology annotation, cellular component: endoplasmic reticulum membrane.